This is a messenger RNA of Sinocyclocheilus anshuiensis, 1619 nucleotides long. RefSeq names its product essential meiotic structure-specific endonuclease subunit 2 (gene eme2). Gene Ontology annotation, cellular component: nucleus; Holliday junction resolvase complex. Gene Ontology annotation, molecular function: DNA binding; crossover junction DNA endonuclease activity. The transcript is spliced from 8 exons. NCBI's taxonomy places the organism in Eukaryota, Metazoa, Chordata, Actinopteri, Cypriniformes, Cyprinidae. Gene Ontology annotation, biological process: resolution of meiotic recombination intermediates; replication fork processing; mitotic intra-S DNA damage checkpoint signaling. The coding region runs from base 180 to 1463 and encodes 427 amino acids. The record is from RefSeq and is a predicted model, not a curated record.
GCCCCGUUUUUAUUUACAUUCGCACGCAGCCUGUUGGAAACUAACAAUUUACCGACAGUGUAGGAAACAAUAAAACGCAUUAAUCGACAUCUGCUCAGGCUCAAUUUACAUAUAAUAACUCGAUUAUCAUACAGCAUAUUUAAAAUAUGUAAUAGUUUAUAUACAUGUAGUUAUAAUAAAUGACCCGCAGAGGAUUUAAAGGGAUGGCAGCCGUGCAGAGAGCGAACACGUGGGAGAUAUCAGACUCAGAGGAAGAGAGUGAUGAAAAUAAACCAUCAUCAUCAUCAUCAUCAUGUGUAAUACUCGAUCAGGACACAUGUACGAAUGAAUCAAACCCUUCAGCCGCAUCCAGGAGCACUUCCGGGCGGCCAGAAGACAGCAGCAUCAGCGCGGCUGGAGAGAAGAGGAGGAGGAGGACACGAGAGGAGGUGCAGGAGGUCAGAAGAGCUGCCUCAGAGACACGGAGACAGCUCAAAGAGGAGAAACUACAAGAGCAGCAGAGGAGGAAAGAGGCAGCGGUGAGAGUGAGCCUGUUAAAACCGGAGAACUUCAUCAAGAGUCUGACGCUUCAGAUUCACGCAGCGCUGUUGCGGGACGCAGGCUGUGAUGUGUUACUCGGGACUGUAGAUGGGUUGCAGUGGAGGAACCGUAUAGAGAAUCAAGGUCUUCCUAACAGCAUCAGCUGGACACGACAAGCCCUUCAGACUGAAGAUGAAGCUAAAAAUGGAGUUAUUGAAGAAGAUCAGGUCCUGAUGGUGAUCUCCCAUAAUGAGUUUGAGGACAUGGUUAUGUCACAUAAAACUGUGACCAAUCAGUCGGCUCCCAUUGGUGAUGUGUACGAGGAGGCGGAGUCUCUGUUGCAGCAUCUCUAUAAAUACUUGAACAAAACUUCGAGGAAAUUUGUCACAAUUCUAGUGAUCAGUCAUCAGCAACGAUCAGGAUCUGGGGAUGAAGAUGAUUUUGACUUCCACCUCAAUCAGCAUCAUCUGGACACAGAAGGGCUGCUGGUUCACCUCCAGCUCUACUGGAAUGUGUCGGUGAACUUCCUGUUCGGCUGGCAGGAAGUGACCGAUCAUGUGGUUGCAGUUACCAAAGCUUUAUCCAAGAGACCUUACAAGGCGUUGUGUGGUGACCCUGAUCUGGGGUUCUGCAUGGACGGCUCGUGGUCGGCAGGUGUGCGAGUGGACAGAGACGGCCGUGGUCUCGCUCAGGUGUGGACACGUCAGAUCCAGCAGCUGUACCGCGUCAGUACAGCUCUGGCCAAAGCCGUGACGAGCGUCUACCCCUCUCCUUCCCUCCUGCUGCAGGCCUAUGAGGAGCUGCCGUCUGAGGAGGAGCGACGCAGACUAUUGGCUGAUCUCGCUGUGGUGGGCGGAGCCAAAGAGAGGCGUGUUGGUCCUGAGCUCGCUGGCCGUAUAUAUCGCCUUCUCACUUCCCAGAAUCCUCAUCUCCUGCUGGAUUAAGGGCAGAUUUGUGGGAGUGAAAAACUAAUUUUGCACUUUAUCGCCAGUAUAGAAGACUAACCUUCUUCUAUAAGUUUGUGCCUCAAAUUAUUGCAUUCAUUCUCCAUUAUGAAUUUAUUAAUGGAUAUACCAUCAAUACUUGAAAAUUAAACACUA